AUGGCCGUUAGAGAGUCAGAGAUCGCACCGGGACGGAAGGGGUGGACCCCGCGAGGGGCCCGGGGGCCGAUUCUGAGCGGACCUGGGUCGGGAGGUCUCAGGGGAGGACAGCAGACCGACACCGAUGCCCUGCCCCCUCAUGGGUGGGGGCCCUUGUUGGCACCGCCGUGUCUGCCUUGGAAUUUUGUGGCCGGAGCAGGCCCCGGGAACGAUCUGGGGAGCAUAUUUCUGUCCCCCUCGGGCUCGAAGCAUGCUGAGGUUGGCAUGGAGCACGCCAGAGCUGGCUUGGAGCGUGCUCACAGCUGGCCGGGAGCACGCCAGGAGUGGGCCCGCGGGCAAAUUCUGCCCCCUCGGGAGGUCUUCGUGGACGCCCUCUCCGACGAGCGCAGGGGCCAGGUGCGCGUGCUGUGCGCCUACGGUCACGUGCACGACCAGCGGUGCGAAGGCGAGGACGAUAGGGGUGUCUGCGACACCAUCAUGACGGGCGGCGGCGGCGGCUGCUGCCCCAGCGACCUGCAGGCCGGCUUCACGGCCGUGCGCCUCACGGAGGACGACGGGGGCUUCGAGGUGGACGUGGAGUCGGCGAGGGUGAAGCUCCCGCCCAAGAGCUGCAGGUGGAAGGUCGAUGUCCAGGUGUAG
Molecule: messenger RNA, 639 nt
Organism: Prorocentrum cordatum
Lineage: Eukaryota; Dinophyceae; Prorocentrales; Prorocentraceae
Source: the annotation of a GenBank genome assembly